Fundulus heteroclitus (mummichog) is the source of this 2750-nucleotide messenger RNA. RefSeq names its product tetraspanin-8. Gene Ontology annotation, cellular component: membrane. Bases 167 to 937 code for a protein of 256 amino acids. NCBI's taxonomy places the organism in Eukaryota, Metazoa, Chordata, Actinopteri, Cyprinodontiformes, Fundulidae. The transcript is spliced from 9 exons. The record is from RefSeq and is a predicted model, not a curated record.
CGGAGCCAGCAUCCAGCACAUCGCCGUGACGUCCUGUGCGGAUGCAGACGACGGAUGCCCUUACUGCCUCCGCCGCAAAGCUCCUCUCCUUUGUGUCGUUUUCUCCUUAUGUAAAAAAAAAAAAAAAAGGAGGUCGUCUUAAAUCCUGGACGAGUCAGCAGCGAGCAUGCAGAAGAGCUCAGUGGUCGUGGUGGCGGAUAAAACGAGCCUGAAAAGGCCGUUUAUCUUCGCUAACGCUAUACAUAUGGCUCUGUGUUUCUUCAUGUUGAGGAUGACUGUGAUUUGGCAUAGGGACCUCAUACAAACUGGCAAGAUGGUGCCCAGCAUUUCCGUAGCAAUGAUGUACGUGAUCGAGGUUGGCUGCCUGCUGCUGUCCGUGCUCGGCGUGUUUGGAGCCUGCAAAGGAAAGAGAUGGUGUUUGAUUCUGUACGCAGCCGGGAUGGCAGCGGCCAGUCAAACGAUAAUUAUCCGGACGGCGCUGAGUUACCAAGAUGUUUAUGAGAAACGGGUGGUCCGCGAGGAGUCCAAGCUGCUGGCCAUGAUGCCGCUCACCACGCCGAACAAAGCCAACAGAACGUUGCUGCAUAACAUCCAAGAGGAAUUGGAGUGCUGCGGUCUCAUCGAAGGCUACAAGGACUGGGGUGCAUCCAUCCCCGCCUCCUGCAACUGCCAUUAUCCAGGAAAAUGUGUGCGACUACGGGGCAGCGCCACUCUCGGGGCUCCGAAGAACCAGUAUGUCUAUCGAGAGCCCUGCCUACCGAUUUACCUCUCUGAGCUGAAGCUGGCCUUCUCCUUAGUGAUGGCCAUACAGUUCGGGAGCGGAGUGUUUUGGAUCAUUUUACUCGGCAUGAGCAUCAAACUGAUGGGGCAGAUAAAAAGGAAACAGGAGUUUAUAGCGCUCCUCCAGUCCAACAGAUAUGUUCCCGGUGCUUUCUAGCACCGCGCUGCAGUAGGUUUUUCGAAACGCGCACUUGGACGUAGUGAAAGCGUACACGGUUUGAAUCGGCACAUGGAGCCGCAUCCCAUAACCAGGCUAUGAUGUGCCGUAGCAAUAUAAGUUAUGAUUUUCUACAUGUUACUGCAUGUAACCGAUGUUUAAGCCUUACUGCUGUACAACCAAGCAAUUUGAUGAGAUUUUACUUGUAUUUAAAAGCUAUACACACUUUUUCCAUGCUUUGAUCGUAUAGAAGAUUGUGCUUUCAAAGAGUAUUUUGUCAAAUAAGCUGUUUAUCUGGUGCUUAUUUAUUACAUUUUUUUCCAGGGAACAUGUAGGGAAGUCCUUCACAUUUAUUUGCUCCCUAUGCACAUUAUUAUUAUUAUUAUUAUUUAAUUUGUGUGUUCAAACACUUUCAUUUUUCCGUAUUCCAACUGUCCUAGCACCCAAAAUGGGAAUGUGUUCAUUCUCGGUAGUUUCUCAAAAAUCUUCUUUUUUUCUUUAUACCGACCGGAGAUUAAUUUCAGCCGCAAGUUUCCCGACACGCUGGGUUUUAUAGUUUCCACCAAAUUUAGUAUUGGUCACGUCGGAGGUGUCAUGUGGACUAUGCUAUUUAAAGGGCAUGUAUAAUCUGUUUUAGAAUUUCUCGUUUUGUCGUUGCACAGGCUUUACCUCACAAUAAUAAUAUUCUUUUCCAUGUCAGAAUUCAAGAAAUAUGUUAAAAUAAAAAUAAAUUUAAAAGAUAAAAAGUGAGCACAAAUCAGCCAAGGACAGAGCUUUAGGAGAGUUGCAGAAGAGUGAUAUUAUUUUGGGAUGUAGAAAAGGCGAAAGUUGUACGUUUGAAUUUCAGUUUGUGAGUGGCGGUUUAUGUGUCGAUGUAUCCUGUGAGGAAUCCGAGAGAAAAGUGCAGUAGUCUGGAGACCUACAUUUUCAUACAAAGGGUUAUGAAAGCACUCUGUGGUGAACUGGGUCUUUAUUUCACCAUAAACUACUUUUUUGGUGCUUGUUACAAAAAAGCUGUCAUUCAAAACCGUAAAAAUCUGAUGGCAAUUAGGUUAGAUAUUAGAUAUUACCAUUUCCUCUACCGUUCUGACCAGCAUUGUCAUUCUGAUGCCCGUCGGUAUCAACACUCCCAUUUCUCCAAACAACUUCGUCACCAGAAUACUUUAUCAGGGACCUAUGCAGUGAUUUUGCAAGUCACAAUUUUCCCCGCAAAAUACGGCCUCUUUCUGCGAUGAUAAUGAAUAAUCAGCCAAUAAUACAGUCAAUGUAUUUGUUUUAAAUGUUCUUUUUGUCAAAAAAAUUAUCUCUUUCUACCAAGAGUGAUUUUUCAGACAGAGCAGAAACGAUGUCAGGGUCAACUACUGAAAUAAUCUGAUUUUGUUCUUUUCGUAUUUAACACAUACCUGAAAAUUAGGAACUUUUGCCAUCUUCAGUCUUAAACUACUACCUCUAUGAAAGAACCAGGACAUUUUUUUCUCUUUUAUGUUGUAUAAUAGUUGCGGGGGGAAAAAAACAACAACAAAUGGAAUAAGCAGGUCAGGCCUCAAAGAAAAGCAAAAGUCAAUAUUGGCCAAUAACAGCCUGAUCGCCACAGCUCUAUUAAGCAUACUUUCAAAAGCCAAUAACAAACUACCAAAAAUCAUGUUCUUGUAUUAUAUGCAGAUAUUUUUUUGUAGAAAUUCGAUUAACGUUUACCUGAAACCGCCACAUAAACACACAAUGCACCUUUUGUUUUUCUCUACUUGUUAUUUAUUUUUGUUCAACGAGUUUACCUUAACAUGCCAUCUGUAUUGCAAUCACUUUUUUGCUAUUU